Messenger RNA from Fonsecaea multimorphosa CBS 102226, 2349 nucleotides. RefSeq lists its product as uncharacterized. Gene Ontology annotation, biological process: regulation of transcription by RNA polymerase II. Gene Ontology annotation, molecular function: DNA-binding transcription factor activity, RNA polymerase II-specific; protein binding; RNA polymerase II cis-regulatory region sequence-specific DNA binding. The transcript has 3 exons. The record is from RefSeq and is a predicted model, not a curated record. Lineage: Eukaryota; Fungi; Ascomycota; Eurotiomycetes; Chaetothyriales; Herpotrichiellaceae. The coding region runs from base 1 to 2349 and encodes 782 amino acids.
AUGCCCCCGUCUAAGAGAAAAGCACGCCGCAAACCCGCCGACCUCCCAGAGUCCUCGGAGCUCGACCUUCCAGAUUCUUCCCCGUCGCGCCCUUCGGCAAAGAAGCGCAAGAAGUCCGUCACUCCCGAUCCUGAACCUGAACCCGCACCUGCGCUGGACUCAAGCGACGACACGGAAGAAGUCUCCCAGAGCGAUCUCAUCGACUCGGUCGUCUCGUACCUCCAAGUGUCCAAAGAACCCAUUGUCGCCAGAACCGAGUACUCCAAUGACAAAGUUCAGAGUAACAGUCCGCAGAAGGUGUCAGCGUACGCGAAGAUUGCCGGUCGAGACUGGACCUACUUUGUGCGCGAGCAAUCCGUCAACUUCGGGAGACCGCCCGACGACCGCCCGAACUUGAACGGUGCUUCGAGUCCUAUCGCCGAUCUGAAGGACGUAUUGCCGGUCCAUAUCGAUCUCGGUCCAAGCAAGAUUGUUUCUCGCCACCAUGCCUCGAUCUACUACGACGCGGAUUAUCCGGUGGACGAAGGUGGCUGGCACGUCCGGGUCAACGGUCGAAAUGGAGUUCGCGUCAAUAAUGUGCUCAUCAAGAAGGGUUUGAGGAAACAGAUCAAGUCUGGCGAUAUUUUGGAGAUUGCCGGGACGCAAAUGAUGUUUGUCACCCCAGGCGAUAAAGUCGAGAUCGAUCAUUACUUUAUCGAACGUGCCAAAGCGUUGGCCGCAGGCGAGGAAGUCAGUCCUGCCCAACCUCAGCCUGAAUCUGCCAACUAUGAAGUUUCGACUGGACCGGCUCAAAAUUUCCCGUCACUGGCCCCAGCUCCUCCCGAUUUCAAACGCGAAGCUACGCCGCCCGCACAAACCGCCGAUGGCAAAUCUCAGCGAGGCGUUUUCGACAGCAAGAUGCCCAUGUCGCCCAUGUAUGGCCGGGGGAUGAUGAUGGAAAGUACUCAAGAGAUCGACUACAGUCGGGACAGUGCCAAGGACCUUAAGCCGCCCUUCAGCUAUGCGACAAUGAUUGCCCAGGCUAUUUUCUCGAGUGAAGAGGAGAAGUUGACACUGAGCAACAUUUAUUCGUUCAUCGCUGAUAAGUAUGCCUUUUAUCGCCAUUCAAAUAGUGGCUGGCAGAAUUCCAUCCGACACAAUCUCUCGCUGAAUAAAGCAUUUCAAAAAGUUCCUCGGCGAACCGACGAGCCUGGAAAAGGUAUGAAAUGGCAGAUCGCCCCAGAAUUUCGUCAGGAGUAUUGGAAGAAACAAGCCCGCCGUGGAGGCUCGGCUCCGUCCUCGCCUGCUUCUGGCAAGGAAGUCAAUCCCAACUUCAGAGGACCCAACGGCCAGAACCUUGGUUAUGAUACUAGUAUGGUUAGCCAGUUCUCUGCGCGAGAUAUGUCCGACCGAGCAGGGCCUCCUUCCUCUGCCAAGUUGAGUCUCCCAUUUCCUCCCUUUAACCCAAGGCAACAACCGUAUCCGCCGAGCCCCAGUCUGGCGCCUCCCGUCUCGCAUCCUGCAGAGACUGCUACGCCUCAAAGGCGAAGAACGGACACACAAAAUACACUCCCAGAUAUGGACCUCGAAGAAUCCCCUUCGCGACAUGGCAAUGCUGCACCAACACCGCAUGUAGGUCACAAUGUGCCCAUGUAUACGCUGCCAUCCUCUAUCCCGCCUCGGCAUCACUCACCGACGAACCCCACACUUUCAUCCUCUUACCUAGACACUCCUUUCCAUCCGUCACAGCAUAGCAUAAUUACGCCGGCGCCACUGCGACAAAACCCUCGACUAGCCCCCCCAAGCACUCUGGUUGCUCCUAGCAAGUUUAUGCCAGAGUCCUCACCUGCAGGCCCUCAAGGGCUCUUCUGGAAGGGUAUCAUGGGCGCAACACCGGGCCAGCCGCUGCCUGACAUGUCACCUAUCAAGGACGAAGAUCCCCGUGCCAACGGAAUUGACAGACAUGUGAUGAGUUCGAGCCCGCCACCUAUGGAUGCCGGCUUGGGCAGUCCGAGCAAACCAGCCAGAAGUAGUCAAGCCCCCACCAGCUCAAGUUCGGCCAAGAAGAGGGACGACAGUCCUGCAAAUCCACCGAGGCUGAACGGAGCGGCAGCUGAGGAGAAUGGGAUGUUCACACGCAAUUUUCCAGGGAGUGGGAAUUCGGCGAGUGGAGUAAAUGGUCAGAUGGUUCCCGGCAGGUUCAAUACACACCUUUCCUCGAGUAGUGCGGACGCCGCGUCGCAUCACGAUGCAGAUGACGAGGAUGGUGAUGGUGGAUUUGACUUGGCCAAAGGGUUUGCACCUAUUGCAGGUGGCAGUUUCCACUCGCAAAGAAGUGGUAGCCUUGGUGUUGCGAGAGCCGGAUCGUGA